ACGCUUUAUCACUCAUGAUCACGCGUCGUAAACUUACGUCACGCAUCGACAUUUCUGGACACACCUCCUCACUACGUUACAGUACAUCACGCUUUGUCACGUUUGAGCACGAUCGGUCACGCUUAGACACUUUUCAAAUUUUCAUCGUAUUUUAACACUUGCGGUGACUUCUCGUAACGCCUUUAUAGCAGGUCACGCCUAGCAACUCUUUGUCACACAUUGUUACUCUUGGUCACGUCUGGUCACGAUUUGUAAAUCUUCGUCACGUUUCGACAUGCUUACGUUAUGUUACGUACGGCUCGGCUAAUUUUUGCUGCUUUGCAAUACAUUAGAUGAAGUUACGACAGGUUAGAUUAGGUUAAGUUAGGUUAGGUUAGGUUAGGUUAGUUUGUUACAUUAGGUAACGUUUUGAAAAUAUCCGCCACGUUUCGGCACUUAUAGCCACAUCUCGUGACACCGUUACAGUACGUAACUCGUAGUCGCGCUUUGUCACGCUUUUAAAAUCUUGGUGAUGUUUUAACACUGAAGGCGUCUUCUCGUCACGCUUUCAAAGGAGGUCACGCCUAGUUACGCUUUGUCACUAAUAUAUUUUAUAUGUAUGAUUGAAGAUAUUGGAGUGGACAGCAACAGCGGUAUUGAUUAAUCAACUGAUGUGUCAGAAAGCUAUGGUCUGUGAGGAGUGGAAGAGGACGGAGGAGUUGUGAAGAAGAUAAAAUUAUGUAAUACUCUCUGCAGUGUUAAUUUUCUAGUGAUGUGUAUUGUAGUGAAAUCGACUUUCCUGUGUUACAUACCGUGGUGAUAUAUUAUUUGGUGUGUACUGUACGCAGCCUGCUGCCAUCCCUUCCGAUAGACUAUGUGUUACUGAAAGUAUGGCAACAUCAGAUUCUUGCAAAACUUUAGAGGCAGCUGAGAGCAAAUUCAUUUGUGUGAAAGUAAUUGACAGUGUUGACUGCGCUCUAAAGUUGGAAAGAAAUGAAGCAGACUUUGGAAUAUUCACAGCUGAAGAAGUCAUCUUGACAUCCAAAUUUGAUAUUAAACAGCAGAGGAUAUGUAUUGCUGAAAUUCGAGAACUUGAUAGAGAAACUGAAGAUUUCCACUUCACAACAGUUGCAGUUGUUAAAGAAAGCUUCCCUGGAACUCUUGAAGCUUUAAGAGGGAAGAAAUUUUGUCACCCAGGUUUCAGCAAGUCUCAGUUAUGGACUGACAGAGUACUAAAGCAUUUUGAAAGAGUGGUCCUGAACAGGAGCAGUACUGUUGGAUGUGAUAAAUCCUUGAGGACAGCUGCAGAAGAUGAACUGAGUGCUUUAUCUACUUUCUUCACAAGUGCAUGUCGACCUGGAGAAUGGGUAGUGGAUAAUAGAUUGGAUAAGAAGCUUAAGCAACAGUAUUCAAAAUUAUGUGAAUUAUGUGAUUCAAAAAAUGGAUGUUCCCACAAUGCUGAGAGAGAUGGCAACCAGUAUUCUGCUCUUGACUGUCUCACGAAGAAAGGUGGAGAUGUUGUAUAUGAGGCAUACUCAUAUGUACAGAAAUACUUUGGACUGGUAGGGGGAAGUGCACGUUCUAAUCCAGAGAAUUAUAGGUAUCUGUGUCCAAAUGGAUCUAUCGAACAUAUUUCCAUGACUGUGAAACCCUGCACGUGGAUUCAGCAACCAUGGAAAUCUAUUAUUGUUAAAGAUAAUGAAACUGCUCCAGGUCUAAUGAGUACACUGGAAGUAUGGCUACCUACAAAUUUGAGGCUAAAGAGAUCAAGUAAAUGGGUAGACACUCUGAGAAUUAUGAUAACUGGAAACGGGAACAAGUUGGUUAUAAGAGCUAAUAAAGAAUCUCUCAGGUCUUUCAUUUUACGAGGUAGAGAGAUUCCAGAACCAGGUACAACACUGCCUUGUCAUGAACCAGUGAAGUGGUGCACAACAUCUGAUAUAGAAAACAACAAGUGUGAAUGGCUGCGUCAGGCAGCAAUUAUUCAAGGAAUUGUUCCUGAGUUGCAGUGUGUCCAAGGAACAAGCCAGCUAGAUUGUUUUAAGAAGAUUAAAAACAAGGAUGCUGACAUUGUUGGAACCAGUUCUAAUCUUGGACCCAUAGCUACGCAUUUCUCGAACCUCACAACUGUAAUGUACCAAGAAACAAUUCAGGAUGGACACUUCAAAAUUGUGGCAGUGGUUAAUCUUAAUUUAACAGCUUCCAACAUGAGUGAACUGGAAAAUAAGAAAGCAUGUUUCCCAGAAUUUGCAGGAUUAGCAUGGGUUGCAUUCGUGGAAGCAAUUAGAAAUUCAUCAGAUUCAGAAUCUAAAGUAUGUCCAUAUGAUGAAUCAAUGGGUACUUUCUUCGCAUCUGUCUGUGCUCCAGGAAGUAAAAACCAACUUCAUAGUUCUGUGGACACUGACCUGUGUGCCCUCUGCAAAGAAGCAAGUAGUGGCAGCAGCUACAUUCCCUUCUUUGAUGAAGAAACCUGUGCUGCAACAAUUAGAAAUAAAUUCUAUGAUAAUGUUGGGGCUCUACGUUGUUUGGCAUCUGGAGUAGCAGAUGUGGCAUUCAUAAAUUCUUACAAUUUGUCAGUGAAUUUACAAGAUACAAUGUUGCCUAAAGACUUUGCACAGAAGUACAGAAUAAUGUGCCGCAAUGGAACAAAAGUGCCACUUACUGCAAUUCCAGAUGAUGACUGUGCACUGGCUGUCGUUACAGGAGGAGAGGUGGUUGCAAGGAGAAAUCAGUCCAGAACUGAAUCAAGAGAUCUGUCUCUCACACUGCUUGAGUUAGAUGAAUGGUUUGGGUAUACUAGUGGUUACUUUGCGAAUAUUUUUAAUCUGUAUAAACCAUUUAAUAACACAGAGGAUCUUCUGUUCAGGAGAGAAACACUUGGUUUUCUAAAAAGGUCUGAGGCAAUGGAAAGUGAAAGUACAGAAGCUUAUGAAAAAUUGAAGAGGAAUGCUGAGAAGUGUGUACACCCCAAGAAAGGAUCAGGAGCUAAUGGAACAGAAGCAGAGACAACAGUAUUAUUACUAAUGAUGAUAUUAAGCUUGGGUGUCAUUCUGAGGACCAAUUCAGUGUUUUUUCAAGUAUAAACAGCUGAAGAUUAAUACUCAGUUCAAGUAUCUUACUGUGAAAGUUUCUUACAGAAAUAUAUAUUAAAUAUCAAUUGGAUUCAUAAUUCAGUUAAUUAAAUUUUCUCAGGCUAUUAGUUGGAUCAGUUAGUUAAAGAAAUGUAAUUUAAAAGCACAUGUUUGUAGUGUUAAUGUGGAAUGUAUUUUUUCAUAUCCAACAAUAAUAAUAUGUGUAAGAUACAAGAUCUGCUGCUAAGAAGGGGAAAAGGAGAGGGGUGAGUUAGUGUUGCUAUCUGAUAGGACUGUAGUACAGUAUUUCAAAGAUGGGAUUAUAAUUUCCUUUGUAAAAGUCAUUUAUUUUCAAGUUUUGCUUUAUAAUUUUGUGUGUAGUGUCUCUGUGAACUAUUUAAAUAAUACACUUUAUUCUAUUUUUGACACUACCAAGACAGCUUCAGUAUUUCCAUGGUUGUGUUGUGUUGUGAAAAAACAGAAUUAUUCCUAUUACUGAAAAUGUCUUGCAUAUAAUCUAUAGUGUUGUUAGUUGUAAGGCUAUGUUCACUUUAGUACUUUUUCAUGGUUUGGUGACUUCAUUUAAAUAUUUUAUUUCAAUACAUUAAGCAUGGUGGCAGCUCUUUGAAUUUAUUUGUAAUACUAAACUUUCAAUAUAAAUUGGGCAAACAUUUCCAUUAUAGUUAUAUAAGUUCCUAAAUUCAAUUUAUAAGGUGAAAAUCCUAUCGUAAUGGUGUUGCUCUCACUCUGUCUCUUUCUAGAUGUAACAAUCUUAUGUCAUGAUACUUAUACAGUAUAAUACUUAUUAAGUAUAAAAUUAAACUAUGCCAUUAAUAUUAGCUUUCUGAUAACUGAUAUUAUUUGUAUGCCAACAGCCAUAAACCUACUAGCAAAUAUAUAGAAGAUAGAGGUUCCAUCAUGCACAAUAUUUUAUUCAUUAUAUUGUGUAUGUUGCAUAUGACAGAACCUCUAUCUUCUGUACAUUUGCUAAUAAUAAUCUCAACAGGAUGUAUAAAAUGGAUAUUGCCAUAAAUCCACAUUGGACAUUGUGGACUGUUCAUAGUAUUAGAGCAUUUGGAUCUGUUUGUAUUUCCUGGAAGCAACACAUAUUAAAAAACACUUUAUUUAAAGCUUCAUAAAUUUAUACUUUAACUGUUUUGUGUGAAAAUAGACAGUAGUUCUUUUACUUCUUGACAUUGUUAUACUUUAUAUGACACUUUAAAAGAACUUCACAGACAAAAGAGUUAUAGCUUAUUCUGAAUAACAAGGGAAGAACAUUAUGCACACCUGCUGGACUUGUUUUAUGACUCUGUGGAGAUUUCCAUACUUGGGUGCUAUUGUGAACAACAGAAUCCUUGCAAAACCUUCAGCCUCUGCUCUUGCCCCUUGUAAGCAGAUUUACUAUAAAUAACAGUGGGACCAGAUGUCACACCACUAUGUUGUGCUUUCUGGUGAAACAUGGUUCAUCAAUUCAGCUUCAUAGCUGCAGUUCUUCUGCUAAUAUUUACUGAAGGUAAGAUGUGUGUGUCUGUGUAUAUAUGUAUCUGUAAUAAGAUUCAAUUCAAUUCAAUUUUAUUCAUCCUACUUGGUUAAAACAUUGACAUAAGAUACAUCUUUCAAAUACACGGCUUACAAGUUAUAUCAAUAUUACCACACAAUACAAAUCCAAUUCAUUGAAUGCACCUACUCAUAUACACUCUUCUGAUUUACAUGGCAUGUAUUUAUCUACUGAAUAAAAUGUACAUUGUAACAGGUA
Molecule: messenger RNA, 4806 nt
Organism: Zootermopsis nevadensis
Lineage: Eukaryota; Metazoa; Arthropoda; Insecta; Blattodea; Termopsidae
Product: transferrin
Biological process (GO): iron ion transport
Cellular component (GO): recycling endosome; early endosome; plasma membrane
Source: RefSeq, a predicted model, not a curated record